GUCUCGCCUCUUCUUCCUUCACCCCAUUUCUUCGGAAGCAAAGAGGACAUUUGACUCUGAUGAGACUUUGUUUCCUUCUUGAGGUCUUUGGGAAGAGAGAGCUUGAUUUGGGGGCUCCUAGACCGAAAACUCGGCAGAAGGCCGUCGAGAGAGUCCCCGCUGCCAAGGAGCGAUGCCACCGAGGUCAACAGAGUCCACGUGGCUCCACGGGACGGCGGCGGGCAACGACAGCGAGGCGACUGCUCCGGGAACAUCAUCCCCGCAGGGUGGGGCGGCCUUCGCCAUCCGCUGCGUGAUCCCCUCGCUCUACCUGCUAAUCGUGGCCGUGGGCUUGCUGGGCAACUUCACUUUGCUGAAGAUCUUCGCCGCCCGGAGCGCCGCCCGGAGCGUGCCCAACAUCUUCAUCUCCAGCCUGGCCGCCGGCGACCUGUUGCUGCUGCUCACCUGCGUCCCGGUCGACGCCUCCCGCUUCUUCCUCGAGGAUUGGCUCUUCGGCGAGGUGGGCUGCAAGCUGCUGCCGGCCAUUCAGCUUACCUCGGUGGGUGUUUCCGUCUUCACUCUCACCGCUCUCAGCGCCGACAGGUGA
Messenger RNA from Crotalus tigris (Tiger rattlesnake), 586 nucleotides. Its product is annotated as neuromedin-B receptor-like. Gene Ontology annotation, cellular component: membrane. Lineage: Eukaryota; Metazoa; Chordata; Lepidosauria; Squamata; Viperidae. The coding region runs from base 173 to 586 and encodes 137 amino acids. Gene Ontology annotation, molecular function: G protein-coupled peptide receptor activity. The transcript has a single exon. Gene Ontology annotation, biological process: G protein-coupled receptor signaling pathway. The record is from RefSeq and is a predicted model, not a curated record.